CGCCGUACCGCCGCCGCCUCACACUCUCCCCCACGGCGCACAAACGGGCAUUGGCUGGAAUCACCCACUGCCGUCGUACCCAGUUCCUCCGUAGUUGCACCACUUCCUCCACCCGCAGCCGGCCCGGAUUUAGUUAUAUCUCAUCCAAGCCCAUCGACAAACGGGCACCCGGAACCAAAGCAGAAAAGAAAGAAAAAGGAAAGACAAAGAAAGGGAGAGGAGACCAUGGCAGACCGCAUCGCGCAGCUCGCCACGCACCUCAACUACCCGCGCGGGCUGCUCGCCGGGCAGGUGGCCAUCGUGACGGGCAGCGGGCAGGGCAUCGGCGCCGAGACGGCCCGCCUGUUUGCCAACGAGGGCGCCAAGGUGGUUGUCGCGGAUAUUGACGCUGUCAAGGCCCAGGCCGUCGCCGACAGCAUCACCUCCUCGGGCGGCCAAGCCCUCGCCGUCCCCGGCGACAUCCUACAGGCCUCCUACGUCGACGCGCUCGUCUCGCGCGCCGCCUCCUUCGGCGGCGGCAAGAUCCACAUCAUCGUCAACAACGCCGGCUACACGUGGGACGGCGUCAUCCACAAGACCACCGACGCCCAGUGGGAGACCAUCAUCGCCCUGCACUGCACCGCGCCCUUUCGCCUCGUCCGCGCCGCGAGCCCCUACUUCCGCGUGCAGGACGGUGAGCCCCGCGCCAUCGUCAACAUCUCCAGCACCAGCGGCGUGCAUGGCAACGCGGGGCAGAUCAACUAUGCGCUCGCAAAGGCAGGCGUCACGGGCAUGACCAAGACCAUUGCCAAGGAGUGGGGGCCGCGCUUCGGCGUAAGGUGCAACGCCGUUGCGUUUGGGCACAUUGAGACGCGCCUCACGGCCGCGAAGGAGGAUGGCGCGUUUGUCGUCGGGCCCGGCGGCGAGAAGAUUCCCCUCGGCAUCCCGCAGCGGCAGCGCGACGCCAAGAAGGGCGGUGGUGCGGCGGACGGAAAGGAGGACAAGAAGGCGGCGGCACCAACCUUUCCCGACAUUCCCCUCGGGCGGCCCGGCUCGGCCACCGAGGCUGCGGCCAGCAUUCUAGCCGUGGCGAGCCCGCUGUUUUCCUACGUGACCGGGCAGACGAUUAUGGUGACGGGCGGGCGGAACAUGUAGAGGGAGGAGGUGCUGUGGGUGUGCGGGCGGUUCCUUGAUACGAAUGGGCGUGCGGCUACCUUGUACAUGGCCAGUUGAUUCAAAGCGGCGUUUAUAUGGCAUCGUGUGCCCGGUCCGUGAUUCGCAAC
Purpureocillium takamizusanense is the source of this 1262-nucleotide messenger RNA. Its product is annotated as 3-oxoacyl-[acyl-carrier-protein] reductase. The record is from RefSeq and is a predicted model, not a curated record. The transcript is spliced from 2 exons. Lineage: Eukaryota; Fungi; Ascomycota; Sordariomycetes; Hypocreales; Ophiocordycipitaceae. Gene Ontology annotation, molecular function: oxidoreductase activity, acting on the CH-OH group of donors, NAD or NADP as acceptor. The coding region runs from base 226 to 1134 and encodes 302 amino acids.